CUCCCCCUGCGCUGCUCCCGAGGCUCCACCAGCUUCUGGCGCAGGCACCGGGCCCACCCGCGCAGAGCUCGACGUGCACCGACCAAUGGCCAACAACCACGGCGCGAGAGCGCAGGGCAGCGCUGGCAGGCAGGCACGGUCUCGGGCACCGACUGGAGCGGGGAGGGGCUCUGCGCAAGCGCGAGGCGAACCAGCGCUCGGCAGGCGCGGCCGCACCCGGCCGACGUGCGUGCGGACGAGGAGACCUCGACCUCCCCUGAGAUCCGACGUAGCGAAAAAAUUGCAACAUCGUGCGAAACCGCCCGGCUCGAAAAAAUUGAGUCGCCAGGAUCUCAAGGUCCACGUCGGCGAUGGGAGGCACUCCUGCUGGCGCCGGAGCUCGGCCUGCCCGGCAAUUCUGGGGAGUGGGCUCCGGCUCCCGCUCCGUUCGGGCUCGGCCUGUCGAUAUGGCCCCCCGAAUUUUCGCGCCGACAGAGGCUUGCAUUCAGCUGUGAAGCACGUUGAUGCUUUUAGCUUCCAAGCGCGGCAAACACGGCAGCAAGACCGCGCGGUGUUGCUCGCAGGCAGAAGUCGUCGCGCGCACGGGCACACCGACUGUGGGGUCGCGAACCCUCUCGUCGGUGGCCCUGGGCCAGCAGUCCCCCCUGUCACCCAACGAAACGAGCGCGAUGCCUUUCACUGGACCUCUCUCUCGCGGGCUGGGGCGAACUACAGCCCCACCAGCGCCGCGCUGGAGGGCGGCGGGCCCUCUCCAACCGCCGAUCUACGACUCGCGGAGAGAAAAUCUAGACAUAUACAUUGGCCUUCAGACGUUCUGCUCUUGGUCAGAGGUGCUACUGCGGCAGGACGGGGGCUGGGCUGUUGGAUGCCACGCCCUGCUGCUGGAGGAAACCAGCCAGGCGCCCGAGGCUAUCUCCAUAUGAUCCCGUUCACUGCUGCCACGCUGGGGCACAGCCCCCCAUCGUGCUUCCGCCCAGCUCCCGCUCCGACUGAGGCCGCCGACGCCCUCGG
Molecule: messenger RNA, 1011 nt
Organism: Prorocentrum cordatum
Lineage: Eukaryota; Dinophyceae; Prorocentrales; Prorocentraceae
Source: the annotation of a GenBank genome assembly